AUGACACAGUCAAUAAUAAGGUCCACGAAUCCAAACGAUACUCAAUUAUCAUUUUCAAAAAUUCAGGCCUAUAUCGGAGUAUGGCUUGACAAUACUUGCAAACAAGAAACAUAUGAUUCUAUAAAAACGGCACUUCUUGACGUCUUUGAUUCGCUUAAAACAUAUACUGAGUUUUGGAAGUGCUUAACGUACAUUAAUAAAGAUCGACCAGGAAAAAUAAUCUUUAUUGUGUCGUACGAAAUUGGAAAAAAUCUAAUACCACUCAUAUUUCGCCAAGAUCCUUCACCAAUCGAAUAUAUCUAUGUUUACAGUAUUGAUGAAACACAGCAACAUAAUUGGGAUUUCCAGAAGCCGGAUAAACUACGCGACGGAUUUACUACGGUCCAUAGACUAAUUAAACAAAUCAUUAUUGACAUUAGAGAAUUCAAUGAGCGUGCAGAAACGAUAGCGCCUAAGAUCACACCAUCAACCUCUAUAACAACAACAUUCGAUGACGCUGGCGGUACAACAACAUCAAAUGAUGUCAUAACCAGUCGUCGUCAUGAUCACUGUCUGCCACCGCCAUCGUUUUUCAGUGAAAAUAUUCAGAACACUUCAAUAAAAGAUCUGAAUGCAGAUUCUGCUUGGUUCAUUCAAUUUCAGUUGCUAGUUGAAAUUUUAAUACGUAUGACAAACUCAGAACAAGCGAAAACAGAUAUUGUAUUCGUCUGUCGAGAACAUUAUAAAGAAGAUAAGUCACAACAAACUAAAAUAGAUCGUUUUGAAAAAGAAGCUGAUGAUCUUUCAAAAACUAUUUAUUGGUAUACACGUGAAUCUUUUAUCGUUCAUCUAUUAAACAAGGUGUGUGGUACUGAAGAUGCUGAUGAUCUCUAUAAGUUUCGAUUAUUUAUUAGGAAUUUACACUAUCGUAUUGUUGAAAUGAAUAACGAUAAUCUCACAGUUCAAUUAAAGAGGAAGGAAGUUGUAUUAUAUAGAGGAAAGCGUGUAGCUGCUAGCACUUUUGAAAAUUUCAGAAAUAGUAUCAACGGUCUCGUAGUAAUGAAAGGCUUUUUGUCAACAACGAUGGAUCCAAAGGUUGCUGAAUUCUUCGCCGGCGGUGAUGUAACGCAAAUGGGUUUUGUGAACGUUUUAUUCAAGUUAAAAAUUGAUAAUUGGGAAAAAUGCAAACCAGCGGCUGCCAUAGAUCCGGCUUAUAGUGCCAUGGAAGAUGAACAGGAAGUUUUAUUUUCUAUCGGAACUAUUUGGAGAAUACUUAACGUGAAUGAAUUAUCAGGUUCGUAA
Molecule: messenger RNA, 1281 nt
Organism: Adineta steineri
Lineage: Eukaryota; Metazoa; Rotifera; Eurotatoria; Adinetida; Adinetidae
Source: the annotation of a GenBank genome assembly